Uloborus diversus is the source of this 3106-nucleotide messenger RNA. Its product is annotated as zinc finger protein Xfin-like. The transcript has 10 exons. The coding region runs from base 43 to 2292 and encodes 749 amino acids. Gene Ontology annotation, biological process: regulation of transcription by RNA polymerase II. The record is from RefSeq and is a predicted model, not a curated record. Gene Ontology annotation, molecular function: RNA polymerase II cis-regulatory region sequence-specific DNA binding; DNA-binding transcription factor activity. NCBI's taxonomy places the organism in Eukaryota, Metazoa, Arthropoda, Arachnida, Araneae, Uloboridae.
AGUUUCACAGUAUUUUGCAGAAGGUUUUUGAUAAAAGGUAAAAUGAGUGUGCAAAGUGUAUAUGUGUGUACUUUCUGUCAAGUAUUUUCUUCUACUGUGUCAACGAUUGCUCAUCAUAUUAAUUCUUCUCAUUCUGAACUUCUUCCUGGUGGAACUACAGCUGAAAACUUUGUUUCCAAACUAAAUGCUUUAGAAAAUGAAUGUAAUAAAAAACAGGUGCAAAAAUCUCAAAAACCAAAGAAAAGCUUGUGUGAAUAUGCUCUGGAAGAAGAAAAAAUGGAAACUAAAAAAAGUGUACCUGCUCCGAAAUCCGAUGGCCUUUUUUGGUGUGAGAAAUGCCACAAAUGUUUCAAUAAAGCACGUCAGCUAGUGAAACAUAUUUGCAUGGAUACUGAAGAAGAAGAUAAUUAUUUUGAGGACACAUCUGUAGACUCUGAUGUAACUCAAAGCUACAAAUCAUACAUCAUGAUCGAUCCUGACCCUUGGAGCAAGAGAACCAAGUAUAAAAAAGCUGAAGAUCCAAAUAGUCAUUGCACUGAAAAAAAUGAAGGUCAAAAUGAAAAUAAAAAAGUAAAUGCUGCUUCCCAGAACUCUCUUAUUAAUUGGCGAGUAGACCCAUCUUACCUUCCAGUGUUUCAAACUGAAGAAGAAAAAAGAAGUUUUGAGAAGCAUUUAAAAUCCAUAAAUUACAGUUUUGUUGAUAAUUUGUUUGACAAAAAGGAAUCUUCAGUUACUUCAGGGUCAAGUGAUGUGUAUUUUUGCAAGAAAUGUAAAAAGACUGCUAAGUCAUUGUCUCACAUACGAAUGCAUUGUCUUAUUCAUACAGAUAUAAAACCAUUUACAUGUCCUAAUUGCUCUUAUGAAACUAAUUCAAAAGGAAGCCUGUACAUCCACAUGAGAAAACAUACUGGAAAUAUGUUUCAUUGUUCGUAUUGUGACUUUAAAAGCAACAAGAAAGCUCAUGUUUUGGAUCACGAGGCUACUCAUUCAACAGUGCCACAGAUUUGCAAACUAUGUAAAAAUACUUACAAGACUUUGCGCUCCUUGAUCGCCCAUGUAAAGAAAUACCACAAUAAUUUGGGUGGUAAGAGAUACGUCAAAAGUCUUUCACCUGGGCGUAAUAAAGUAGCUACCAUUCAUUGUAGCAUUUGUCAUAAGAAGUUCUCAUCUUUAUCAACUUUUGAAAAUCAUUCCCAGACGUUUCAUUCUGUUGCUAAUUUACAGCCAAAAGAUAGCCCAAAAAUUAAUACAAAUGAACUUGUAUCUGAAAAUACAUUGUGUAAAAGCACUGGUGAUGUACAGCUUCAGGAACCUUGUUUACCUAGUCCAAGUAAAAGCUUAGAAUGUGAAAGUGUUCCUACUACAAAAGAUCCUCUAGCUGAGCUUGUGUUUAGAAACUUUUUUGAGCAAAGUCAAUCAAAACCAAUUAUUUUUAAUGGCUUAUGUGAUGAAUCUGAACUUAAAAAAAUGUUUGCUGCUACAGUUUUGCUCAAUGCUUUAGAAACAGAAUCCAUUUCAGCGCAAUUGGCUUCGUUAAAUGAGGCUAAUCAAUUCCAUGAACCAAAACAACCUGAUAUUGAAGAAUGUAAUGAAACACUUUCGAUAUUAGAUGAAUGCUUGAGAAGCCCAAACUUUGAAAAAGAAUGUUUGCGUGUUAACUUUGAGGAAACCACGUUGCCGGUAGAGUGUCAGCAAGAAUUUCAACUUCCUUCAGUGCAGCAAAUUCUGCCGAAUGAAACUGCAUUACGGAAUCAAGAAGUUAAAGCUGGUGAAAGUAGUUCAAAUUCUGUGUCGCAAUUGCAUCGUCCUGGUGAAAAUGGAGGGGAAGAAAAUAAAUCUGCUGAAAUUAAGUUGUUUGAAAAAUGUCAUCGAGCCCCUGCAUAUGUUUGCUGUGUGUGUUCUGCUAUUUUUAUUCGUUCUUCAACAUUAAAAGUUCACCUAAAGGAUCAUAUUGACAAUUCGAACAGUAACUUUAUAGAACAAGAGGAAGAAUUUACUUCAAAAAUCUCUGAUGCUUGCUCUGACCUGAAUAAUGUUUGUCCAAUGCUGAUAGAACCAACAAGCUCUUAUUCUGAGGGUGAAAAGGAGCUAGAGAAACUCUAUACUUCAUCUAUGGAUAUGAUGUGGUAUCUCCCUGAAGUUAGUGUUGUAUUGGAAAAUGAUCCAGCAUUAUUUGAUUCGGUAUUAGAUGAUAUUAGUAACUUUCCCAUCACUGACAAAUAUGAUGAAGUGGAAGUACUAAAUGUAAAAUCCACGGAAAACAGUGUUUUGGAAUGUUUUAAGGAACUCUGAAAAACUAAUAUACAAAUUGCAUCAGCAUAACAUCCGUACAGGUAUGAACACAAUUGUAAAUAUUCAUGUGUUUAAUAAAAUUUUCAAUUUAUAGUUCUUGUCAUGUGUUGAAUGAUACAAUGACUGCUAAGUCAUUCCAAUCUGGACCGUAACCAUCAACACAUUUUUCAUGAAAUCCAUGUAACCAAUAAAGUUAGAUUUCAUUCAUAUGCUCUGUGUUCAUUACAAUAGGUUAUAUAAUUUGGGGGAGGCUACAUUACAGGAUUUAACGUAUCAGUAAAUGUAAAAGGUGACUAGGGCUCGACCGAUGGCAUUUUUUGGCCAUUGGCCCUUGCCGAUUGUUGGCCGAUUGUUCAAAGAUGGCCGAUGGCUGAUGACCGAUUGUUUUCCUCCAAAUGGCCGAUGGCCGAUGCCGUUGGCCGAUGCAAAAAAAAAAAAAAAAAAUAAUAAUAAUAAAACAGAAAUAAAUUGAUAAGAUUGUCAGGGAUUUAAAGGAUUAUUGAUUUAUUUCACUUUACUUCCUUUCUACGAAUAAAGAAUUGUAAUCACAAAAAAAAAAAAAAAAAAAACAGAUUUCGACUUAAAUUUCUAUUUUACUUUUCACCAAAUUUAUACUUCACUAGUUUUUUCGGCACAUCUAUACAUACAUAUGUACCUAAGAACAUAUAGAUAACCAGAUAUCCAAUUUGAACACCUCCUCAGUUAAUUAUCGCAAAUUCUCUUGUGAUGUCUUCAUGCGUGUAAUCUUGCGUCACUCAAAAACGUUAUGAAAUAGUAAAUUGAAAACUCAUACGUACGUAGUAUGAUCUAAAAG